Messenger RNA from Talpa occidentalis (Iberian mole), 491 nucleotides. Its product is annotated as butyrophilin subfamily 1 member A1-like. Lineage: Eukaryota; Metazoa; Chordata; Mammalia; Eulipotyphla; Talpidae. Gene Ontology annotation, biological process: regulation of cytokine production; T cell receptor signaling pathway. The record is from RefSeq and is a predicted model, not a curated record. Gene Ontology annotation, cellular component: external side of plasma membrane. Bases 115 to 486 code for a protein of 123 amino acids. The transcript has a single exon. Gene Ontology annotation, molecular function: signaling receptor binding.
CCUGCUCACGCCCACGGGUCAGGGCCAUCUCACAGGACACCUGCCCCCGGAGCCGGCCCUCCCAGCGCGAGGCGCGGUCCCUGCCCAGGUGCGUCUCUGAGCCUUCUCGCUCCCAUGUCUGUGUCCACAGAGGAGUUCCGAGUGAUCGGCCCCACGGAUGCCAUCGUGGCGGUGCUGGGCAGGGACACCAAGCUGCCCUGUCGUGUGUCGCCCCCCAUGAACGUGAGGGACAUGGAGCUGAGGUGGUUCCGUUCCAAGUUCUCAGAGGCCGCGUUCAGCUACAAAAACGGUCGUGAAGAGGGCGAGGAGCAGCUGGCCCUGUACAGGGGGCGCACGUCCCUGGAGGAGGACUUCCUGGCACGGGGGGAGGCGGCCAUGCGCAUCCGCGGGGUCCGGGUCCCCGACAACGGGCAGUACACCUGCUUCUUCAGGAAGGAAAACUUCUAUGAAGAGGCUACUUUCGAGCUGAAGGUGGCAGGUUGGUGACUUGA